AUGGGUGACCAUCCAUCCACUAUGGCUGAGCCUCAUCAUACGCCUGAUCCCGAUACAGCACAUGGCCCAAUUGCGACAGUCCAGGCCAUCUCUUCCCCAGCAGGCAGUGACGACUGUUCAUGGAUACUACCAUUCCAUGGAACUUGUCCACGAUGUCACCAUUAUCACAAAGCUGUUCAAGUGAAGAUCAAAAUCACUCAAGAUCCAAAUCAAGCCAGUUACAUUCAUUGUGAUAAUUGCAAAGAUCCGUGGGCGGCAUUCAGUGCCCGGAAUUCGACCCAGAUAUCCCUUUUGUCUACUGCCACAACCGAACCGGAUUCUAUUGAAAACGAGGUCCGCCAUAAGCUGAUCGAUAUUGUUAAAAUCGCGACCGCGAAAGCGGCUCUCGGAUCACUGGACAGUUCCAUGGCCGCGGUACCUUUACAUCAGCCGUCUGUCAGUGCAUCUGAGAAGGAUGUUCCCUCUAAACUUUCUAGGUCUAACGACAAUGGGAAAGUAUCAGAACCAGCUCGGCAGCGUCAGUCUUACAAGCCCAUAACUCCUAUUUCCGAUAGCCCCUUGGCCCCUUCUGAGCAACGCAGUACCCUGUCUCGCCUCGUCUCAAAGGUCAAAACGAAGAUCGCAGCUCGCAUUCCUAGGCUAUACCGGGGCCACGCCGUGCGUUCUUCCGAAAUUACAAAGCCACCCAAGAUGUCUGCGAUUAAACUUGACCAGCCCGAUGUUCGGAGCCCACUGCAUGUAACGAUCGAGACUGUUCCGACAACGUCUUUAUUUGAGAUGUCGCAGAUACAAGAUAGUCAAGGCCAUCAGGAUACCCCAGCACUAAUGCCGUCUACGGCUACCAACGCAAAACCUGCCAAGUUAUCCGAAGUCGCUACUUUUAUAGCAAGCCUGGAUGCAUCAGUUCUUGAAUCUAUGACUGAGGAUGAACGUAAGAGGUGGAUGCGCAAGGCUUACACGGACUUCAAGGCUCGCAAUAGGAGGUCAAUAGGAUUGCUAGGGCUCUCUCCUAUUGUAGAGAACGCUAUCCCAGGCGAAUUACCUCCACUUGUGGCACGUAGCAACCGACGUUCCGAUGAAGUACGUUAUGCUGGAGACCACUUAGAAGGUUAUGAGCACAUCCAACGGAGAUUCUCUACAUCAAGCGACCUAAAUUCCGACGCCCGAUCAUUUUCUGACGACGGUACUUACUUCAACACUAUCGUUACAGCUCCCGGUAACCCUACCCAGUGGCAUCUGCAUCAAUUGCGACAUGGAAACAACACGCAGCGGCCACAGUCCAUGCCCAGUACACCUACAUCAAGCCGGACUCAUAGACGAGGGCGUGACUCUCUCGACUCGCGCAUAUUCAGGGCAGCUGAUAGUACCUUGUCUCUGCAUGGUCAAGCUGCAUCUCUCCGAUCCCAAGGCUCGAUAACACUCAACGGUUCAAGCCUUAGUGUAUAUCAAACGUUGUCGGAGUCCACUGUGCGUCCUUCUCAGAGCCAAGAAAGUCUAGAUCUGCUACCACCACCACCAAACACUGUACGGGACCAGUCAGAAUCGCCGAUACCAUCUCCGUCGCCUCUACGCCAAAGUUCAGACUCGUGA
Molecule: messenger RNA, 1590 nt
Organism: Parastagonospora nodorum SN15
Lineage: Eukaryota; Fungi; Ascomycota; Dothideomycetes; Pleosporales; Phaeosphaeriaceae
Exons: 2
Coding region: 1-1590 (529 amino acids)
Source: RefSeq, a predicted model, not a curated record